Aspergillus glaucus CBS 516.65 is the source of this 772-nucleotide messenger RNA. RefSeq lists its product as uncharacterized. Bases 150 to 575 code for a protein of 141 amino acids. The transcript has 3 exons. Lineage: Eukaryota; Fungi; Ascomycota; Eurotiomycetes; Eurotiales; Aspergillaceae. The record is from RefSeq and is a predicted model, not a curated record.
AUUACGGUACCUCUUUCGCCAUAGUAGAAUAUCAUGAGUAUGCUGGAGAGUAGAGAGUAGAGAAGUAAAGAGAAGUAUAGAAUUGAAUAGAAUAUAUGAUGUGCACACUGUAAACAAGUCAGAGAUGCAGUAGCUCAUGUGUACAUGGUAUGUGGAAUGGCGGGCAGCAGCCCAACAAGCGGCGGGCAGUUGGGGCAUAUCCAAUGGUGGAGGACGACAAUUUUUGGGUGGAGCGGCCUUUUUGUAGAACAGCUCAUCGUCUUCCACUUUUCCUCUCUUCUGCCACUCUCCUCAUCUUCUCAUCUUCUUUCCUCUCCAUCUUCAUUUAUCCUCAUCUUAUUGUACAGUCUCCCUGUUGGGUGUCAAGUCACGGAGGAUCCCUUCUCAAUCUCACUCUCUCCUCUCAAUUCGAAUCCUUUCUCUCUAUCCUCGUGACGACGGGCUCUUCCUCUCGAUUCCUCCUUUGUACAUCUUAUCACCAUCCUCUUUAUCCUCCGAUCUUGAUAUUCCCCGUCUACGCUCAACACGGGUUUGACCACGUCUUACGCAUAUAUCGCAUGGAAGGAAGCACAUAAUCUUUAAUACCCGCAAUUAUUUCUACGAUAAACGACACCAUGGGCGUCCCCAAUGGAACCAGGCCUGAAAUCCCUUCGCAUUUCAUCGGUGGAAACCAUCUCGAGGCCGCUUCCCCGAGUUCGGUCAAGGACUUUGUGGCCCAGCAUGACGGCCACUCGGUUAUCAGCUCAGUCCUGAUUGCCAACAACGGUAUCGC